Messenger RNA from Notolabrus celidotus (New Zealand spotty), 3058 nucleotides. It is a transcript of the gene prkg3, whose product is annotated as protein kinase cGMP-dependent 3. The record is from RefSeq and is a predicted model, not a curated record. Gene Ontology annotation, molecular function: cGMP-dependent protein kinase activity; ATP binding. The coding region runs from base 276 to 2315 and encodes 679 amino acids. NCBI's taxonomy places the organism in Eukaryota, Metazoa, Chordata, Actinopteri, Labriformes, Labridae. The transcript has 22 exons. Gene Ontology annotation, biological process: protein phosphorylation.
GCAGUGUAACGCUGAAAAGUGUGCAACACUAGAAUAAGAAGUAGUAGAAGAAGAAGAAGAAGAAGGAGUAAUGCCUGCAUGCUUGCAUUUGCUCAGGUGUGUAGUGUCUGUGGACAGUCUCGGGGUCUGGCAGAAACAGAGCAAAUACUUCUCUACAGCUGAGAGGGGAUCUUACUAACAGUUCAGGGUGAUUAUUUGGCUCUUAUUACCCAUGUAGCCUUUAUAGGCUGGACCAAUAUUUACCUUUUCUUGUGAUCAACACACAGUCUCCAGCCAUGGAGAAGCAACUGGAGGAGCUGAAGCAGCAACUGGAAAAGCAAUGUGUGAUCAACCAGGAGCUGGAGAGACAAAACGAAGACCUGAAACUACGACUACAGGAGAAAGAAACACUCUUACAAGACCUGCAGAGUCACUAUCAUGAUCUGGAGUUUCCUUCCCAGAGCGGUAAUGAGAUUGAUCCAGAGGUCAGGAAGAGCCGUGCGGCUGUCAUUGCCUCCGAACCAAUCCCUGAGACCCUGGAGAUUACACGCACCAGGGUGAAGAAAACUGUCAGUGAGACAAACCUGAUCGUCAAAUCCAUCCAGAAGAACGACUUCCUGAGCCGGCUGGAUGAAGAGCAAACAGCCAUGAUGGUGGACCUCUUAGUGGUGCUUAACUUCAAACCAGGGGAAGACGUCAUUGAAGAGGGCUCUGAAGGAGACAGCAUGUACAUAGUCGCAGAUGGAGAACUCCAUGUCACGCAAGCCGGACGGGACUUACGUAAUCUAACCACGGGGGAUGUGUUUGGAGAGUUAGCCAUCCUGUACAACUGCAAACGGACAGCCACCGUUAAAGCAAAGACAACAGUACGUCUAUGGUGCAUGGAGCGACAGACCUACAGGACAAUCAUAACCAACAAGUCCAAGAAGAAACGGGAGCAGCUCAUGGGCUUCCUGAAGACGUCUCGUACUUUGAAGGACCUCAAUGAUGUCCAGCUGUCCAAAAUCAUUGACUCAAUGGAGGAGGUCAAGUACCAGGACAAAGAUGUCAUAGUCCGAGAGGGAGCAGAGGGAGACACUUUCUACAUCAUCCUCAAAGGAGAGGUCUUGGUGACUAAGAACGUGAACGGGCAUCAGAAGCAGAUUCGACGGAUGGGAAAAGGGGAGCAUUUCGGGGAACAGGCCCUUAUACGGGAAGUCCUGAGAACUGCCACCUGUACCGCUGACGGCCCUGUUACCUGCUUCUCCAUCGACAAGGAGGUGUUUGAGGAGACGAUCCCCGUAGAGCACCUGGAGCUGUUUGACGACACCAAAGUUCUGCAGGAGGCAAAAGCUACAGAGAAGCCGAGUCCUGUCUCUUCUCUGAAGUUUAAGGAUCUUGUUCCGGUGUUGUACCAGGAGGGUCGAUAUCAUGGUGACCCUGUCACGCUUGGGGUCGGAGGGUUUGGCCGUGUUGAGCUGAUGACCACCGUGAAUCAUGGGACAUAUUACGCCAUGAAGCGAGUCAGCAAGAAGCACAUUGUUGCCAAACGACAGGAGGAGCACAUGCUGUUUGAGAAGAAGAUCCUCAAAGCCAUCCAGUCUGACUUCAUCGUCAGGCUUCAUGGAGCUUUCAAAGACACACGAUACAUCUACAUGGUCAUGGAGUUCUGUGUUGGAGGAGAGAUCUGGACCAAACUCAAAGAAGUAGGGCGCUUUCAGGAGCCUGUUGCUAUGUUCUGCACUGGCUGUGUGGUGGAGGCCUACGCCUACCUCCAUAAGAAGAACAUUAUGUACAGAGACCUGAAGCCUGAGAACCUAAUGCUGGACGCAAAGGGCUACGUCAAACUGGUCGACUUUGGUUUUGCAAGGGAGCUUGUGCGUGGAGAGAAGACCUACUCAUUUGUUGGCACUCCUGAAUACAUGGCCCCAGAGAUCAUCAAGAACCAGGGUCACGACUUCGCAGUGGACUUUUGGUCCCUCGGCAUCCUGAUCUUUGAGCUACUGGUGGGAAGCCCUCCUUUCUCAAGUUCAGAACCUCAGAAGAUUUACGCCAAGAUUUUGGAUGGAGUGAUCAAGUAUCCACCUUUCUUGAGUGAGGCUGCCAAGUCUAUCAUCAACAAACUGUCCAGACCUCGGCCCGGUCAAAGGUUAGGCAACACCAAGAAUGGAAUCAAAGAUGUCCGACAUCACAGGUGGUUCAGCAACAUGAACUGGCACAAGCUGCGGAUGGGUCAGCUCGACGCUCCCACUGUCCGACUCAUACGCAAGGGCCCCUGCUACAUCAACUUUGACCGUUUCCCUUUGGAUCAGACUAAAGCGGAGGAGGAGUUCUCCGGUUGGGACCGUGAAUUCUGAUAUUAGUGUUGUAAAAAGAUCGCAAGAGUCCCUCUCAUCGACCUGAGACCUAUGAAGCCAAACAGUGUAACCUCACUUUAAGCCAAAAAAAAAACAUGGCUGCCGCAGAAUGGUAGUAAAAAGUAAUUAGUCAUAGUCCAUUUCAAACUAUUUUGUAUGUUAAAUUAAAGUGGAACUAUGGGGAAUCAACAUUUCCUAAUUAUUUGUGAUCGCCGUAUGGUUGCUGUACAGUGACGCUGUACCAUGAAGGGUGACAGUAUGAGGAGGUGAUGAGACAAGAUGUUUAAACAUUCUGUUUGCAAAUUCAGCGCAGGGAGGUUUGGCGCCUGAUGAAAAUGUGUUAACAUCAUACAGAUGACACUGUAUGAUUUAAAUCAAACACCAAUCUCAGUGCCCAGUAGCUGAGAAAAAAAUGCUUGAGUCAUCUUGUACAAUCUGUGCAGAAGGCCAACUCAUAUAAAGCCUGACAAUAAAAUGGAUUCUAGUGUGUCCUGUAUUUCAAUGUUUAUUCAGGAUGUCUGUUUUAGAUAAAGAGCAUGCUUACCUGCUAAUAUUGUUUAAGUUUUUUUUUCCAUGACUAACUCACUUUCUUAUGAAGAUUCUUUGUAUUUGGAUAAUCUGCUUCCUUUUAGAGCAGAGCAUUUGAGCACCUUGAUUGUAUCUUUAAAAAAUGAUCGCCCACCCUGAUACAUUUAUUUUGACACAACUGAAGUUUAGUGAAUAAAACUGCUCUUUUAAACUCA